AACAAAACUCUAGCGAAGCUGCAGUUAAAAAUCGUAUAAAAGCCAGAUGCUAACAGAAUAUAGUCAACAGUUUCGAUACCAAAGGGUUUUCAACAACAUCUCGACCGAAAAUGAAGUUCCUCCUCGUCCUGUCCGCCAUUUUGGCCAUUUCGUCUGCCAAACUGCAGCUUUCGGAUGAGCAGAAGGCGGUGGCCCAUGCCAAUGGCGCCCUUUGUGCCCAGCAGGAGGGCGUCACCAAGGAUCAGGCGCUCGCCUUGCGAAACGGCAACUUCGAGAACAGCGAUCCCAAGAUCAAGUGCUUCGCCAAUUGUUUCCUGGAGAAGACCGGCUUCCUGAUCAAUGGCGAAAUCCAGCCCGAUGUCGUUCUGGCCAAGCUGGGACCCCUGGCCGGCGAGGAUGCCGUGAAGGCCGUUCAGGCCAAGUGCGAUGCCACCAAGGGAGCCGACAAGUGCGAUACUGCCUAUCAGCUAUUCGAGUGCUACUACAAGAACCGCGCCCACAUCUGAGCGCAAAACAGCCGCUAUAAUAUUGUGUGAUAAUCUGUCUGUGACUUGAUACCUAUUUCGAUUUAAUUCAGUAUAUCGAUUGAUAAAAAAAUUAUUUAGAUCUAUAAAGGUUUUGAAUAAAUAUUCAAGCAAACUGUUUUGAAAGUA
This is a messenger RNA of Drosophila teissieri, 653 nucleotides long. It is a transcript of the gene Obp56d, whose product is annotated as general odorant-binding protein 56d. Gene Ontology annotation, molecular function: odorant binding. The record is from RefSeq and is a predicted model, not a curated record. NCBI's taxonomy places the organism in Eukaryota, Metazoa, Arthropoda, Insecta, Diptera, Drosophilidae. Gene Ontology annotation, biological process: sensory perception of smell. Bases 111 to 506 code for a protein of 131 amino acids. The transcript has 2 exons.